Molecule: messenger RNA, 2544 nt
Organism: Ruditapes philippinarum (Manila clam)
Lineage: Eukaryota; Metazoa; Mollusca; Bivalvia; Venerida; Veneridae
Product: heat shock 70 kDa protein 12A-like
Exons: 1
Coding region: 1-2544 (847 amino acids)
Source: RefSeq, a predicted model, not a curated record
AUGGGAGCAAAUGUGCAACCAACAGCAAAAAAAUAUCCUGAAAACACAAAGGAACAACCCCAGGAAAAUCUUUUAGAAAACAAGUCAGACAAACAAGAACUAGGAAGAAGGACCAAAAACUUAAACACACAACCCCAGGAAGAAAAUUCAAGAAACAAAGCAGAUAAACAGGCAGAAGGAAUACAAAGUACUAAAAAUGGAACAGAAUUGCAAGAAAAAAUACAAGACAUACAGGAACACAAACUAGUAGCAGAAAAAGCAAAUACUGAAAAGGAACAGAGCAGGGAAAAGAUACCAGACUACAAGGCAGACAAACAGAUAGCUGGAAAUCUAGGUACUGAAAACACACUGACAAAACUUUGGAUAAAAAUACCAGAAAACAAGUCAAAUGGUCAAGUAGCUGGGAAAAAAAGGACUGGAAAUACUAAGGAACAAUCUCGUGGAAAGAUACCAGAAAACAAGGCUGACAAACUGAUAGCAGGAGAUCUAAGUACUGAAAACACACAGACAAAUCCUCAGACAAAAAUACCAGAAAACAAGUCAUAUGGUCAAGUAGCAGGAAGAAGAUGUUGUGAAAUGACACAAAACAGGGCAAACAAACAAGAAGCAGGGAGAAUAUGUACUGAAAAUACAAUGGAACAAAUCUGGGAAAAUAUACCAAAACAUGAUGCAAACCAUAAAGUAGCAGGGAAAAAAAGCACUGAAAACACAAAGACACCUACCAGGAAAACGAUACCAAAAAACAGAGCAGAUGUUCAAAUAGCAAGGAAAAAAAGCACUGAGAACACAAAAGCCCAACCUCUAAAAAAAAUAUCAGAAACCAAGGCAGAUUCAAUUCAUCAAGCUGAUGAAACAAAUAAACAUCAGGUUGUAGUUGCGAUUGAUUUUGGAACAGUCCAUUCGGGUUUUGCAUUCUCCUUCAAGGGCAAUGAGGAAAAAAUAAUCUCAGCCAAACAUGGAGGCAUAUUUCAAGAGGACAGAGUACCCACAAUAUUGCUUUUAAAUCCAAACAAAACAGUCCAUUCAUUUGGCUACAAUGCACAGACACAUUUCCAUAAGCUUUCAGAACUCAAGAGGUCAAAAUUUUACUACUUUGAAAAUUUUAAAAUGAAAAUAUACAAUGAAAGUAAAUUUAACAGAGAUAUGAAAAUUUGUGAUUUAAAUGGUAAGCCACUUCGUGCAAUGACUGUUUUUUCCAAAGCAAUAAAGCAUUUAAAAGAUGAAGCAACAAAUAUAGUCCAUCAAUUUAAAACUGGCCUGAAAGAAACAGACAUACAAUGGAUGAUAACAAUUCCUGCAAUAUCUUCUGAUUCUGUAAGACAAUUUAUGCGUGAGGCUUCUACUGAUGCAGGAAUCCCAGAAGCACAUCUGCAAAUUGUCCUUGAACCUGAGGCUGCUGCGUUAUACUGUAAAACCCAAAAAAUGUCAAAAGAGAUGUAUUGUGGGUUUAAAUACUUACUUGCUGAUCUAGGAGGUGGAACAUCAGACAUAUGUGUACAUAAAAUAUUAGAUGGUGGCAAAUUGCAAGAAAUGUACCGUGCAAAUGGAGAGGCUAAAGGUGGUAGUGAUGUUGAUGAAUGUUUUAUCAACAUGAUGGAAACAUUAGUAGGAAAAGAAGUGUGGAGCAAAUUCUCAUCAACCUCCUCAUCAGCCUAUGUAAGCCUUGUCAAUGAGUUUAGAUUAAAGAAGAAGGACUUUAAAUCAAACACAGCUGCAUUAAAACUGAAAAUGGAAAAUGCACUGGUGCAUCUGAUCCACAAAAAGGAUGGUAAGAGCUUCAAAGAUGUAAUAGAUAAGACAAAAUAUGCUGGAAAACUUAGAUAUGGUGCUGAUGCUAGACUGAUGAUCAGUGGAGAGAUAUUAGAAGAAGUUUUCAAGCCUUCAGUUGAUAAAAUCAUUGAUAAGUUAAAAGAUGCACUACAUCAUUGUUCUGAUAGUGAAAUCAAAACAAUACUUUUAGUUGGAGGUUACAGUGAAUCUCCAUAUGUAAGGGAGAGAAUUAAGUCAGAGUUCAGUACACUAAGAGUUAUCCUUGUAGAUGAUGCCAGACUGGCUGUGUUAAAUGGAGCAGUGGCGAUGGGCUGGAAUCCUAGAAAUAUCAUACAACGUAGGUCAAGGUACACAUAUGGAUAUUUAAUAAAUCAUUACUUCAGACAUGGAAAAGAUCUAAAUGAACUGAAGUUCAAAGUGGAUGGAAGAGCACGGUGUGGUAAGGUUUUCCAAAAGAUUAUAGAGAAAGGUCAGACUCUGGAAUCUGGACAAACUUUUAAUUUUGCAGGAGAUUGGACAGCUACUGAACAAGACAUGAAACAUAUUAUAAAGAAGGCUGAACUAUACAGAUCUACAGAAGAGACUCCUCAAUACUGUACGGAGGAGGAAGGGUGUAGUUUAGUAGGAAUGAUCAAAGCAAAGCCUCCACGUUUAGGAUGGCCUGAUGCCUUGAAAGUUAAUUACAGUGUUACUGUUGGAGAGACUGAGUUUACAGUGAAAGUUUUCAGCCCUGAAGCAAAAAUGGAGUAUAUAGCUCAAAUGGAUUUCCUGUGA